This is a messenger RNA of Lachancea nothofagi CBS 11611, 2532 nucleotides long. Lineage: Eukaryota; Fungi; Ascomycota; Saccharomycetes; Saccharomycetales; Saccharomycetaceae. The record is from the annotation of a GenBank genome assembly.
AUGGACCCUGUCGAAAGUGCAAUUGUCGACAAAGCCAACAACGCAUUUGCCGAACACCGGGAAGAGUCCGAGGCAGCUGUGCAUAAGUCCAACAGUCCGGGGACGCUACAGGCGACCAACGAGGAAACAAUUGCAGCGGCGAUUACUCAAUUGAAUAGCCAUCAGCAUGAACAAGAUCACCUGGCACAGACGUCAGGAAUGGCUUCCGUGCACGACUACGACAGCGCACAGGCGGAGCAGCAAUUCAGAGAUACGUACGGUUUCGAUUUUCGCGACUUCUCCAUAAAUCCGUGUCUCAAACCCAACUUGGACUUGUCCAUCAAGGACGACGAUGUGGAUCCCAAGACCGCCGCCAGGUUUGACAAUUGGCUCCGACUCUCGCCGUUCGGAAUUUGGGUCAGCAAGUUCGCCACUUCCAAGCCAUAUGCACAGUGCAAGUAUUCCCAUUGUCAGUUGCAGUUCAAAUUCGAUGGACACGCCAAUACGUCCAACAUCAUAAAGCACAUGAAAAGACGGCACAAAGACGACUAUGAACUAUUUAUAUCCCUCUUGGGUCGCGACCAAAACCGGAAGCCAACCGCUGUGGCUCGAAACAACGUUUUUGACCAGUCAUCUGCCACUAACGCGGCCACUCGCAAAGCGCUUGCUGUGCGCAAAGAACUGGCGCCUUUUCUACAGAACAAACAAUUCCCUCAGAAGCAACUAAACGUUUUCAUUGAUUCUCUUCUGCCCUUGAGCACGGCUAGCUCUUUCGUUCAAUUUCUCAAGGCUUGCAAUUUCAGCAGCACCGAGUUCAUAUUGAGUCCGGAGGAUAUGGUGCUCAAACUAGAUGAGUACUUCCAUGAAUUCGAAAUUCAGCUCAAAGAAACAUUGAAAUGUACUUCGUUGGUAGAUGUUAUUCUCCAAACGUGGUCUUCCUCCGAAAACAAGAGUUUCCUUGCCGUGAUGGUUUCUUUUUGCCCUAACUUGGUGCUAGAAGAUCAAAUUUUAAAGCGAGAAUCGAUUACGGUGAAAGCGGGUCUAAAUGUUCACGUCUUGGACCUAAUAGAAAUUGAUGAUCACGCAAGCUCAAUUGUACCUGCCGUGGUCCAAACUCUUACUGACUUUGGUAUUUUACAAAAAAUGGGUGCUAUCACCCUAGACUCUAGCUCCAAUACAAAUUCAGUCCUUGCUGAAAUACCCAUGGAAUUGAGAAAACACUUACAAGCUGGGCAAGACAACACUCUGAUUGAAAUUAGAAGCUUAAGUCACAUUUUCACAAAUGUUGCUCAGCUUUUAAUUCAGGUUUUCCAGGAGAAUUAUCCCGACCUCAUGUCUAGGAUUGAUCACCUUGCUAGCAUGGUGCAAAGCAACAUUUUCUUGAAAAAGUCCUUCAAGAAAUUCUGGUCAUCAUCAAUCGGGAUAAGUAAACAAGCUGGUCCGUUCUCAAAAUAUCGUCAACUCUGCACUUUUCUAGAAUUUGAGCAGGAGUUCAAGACCUUUUACAUCAAAAAUGUUCAUGACGAAUCUUUUAACUUGCAACCCGGUCAACAACAAAACUUUUGUUACACAUCUGAUGAGGCUACGGUUUUAAAGCUUUUCCUGAAAGCUAUCGGGAUUUUUUUCGAUUACCUCAAGCUUUUGCAAAAUGGCAACGCCAAUAUUCUCACGAGCGGUAUUGAUUACUACUUACAGAUUGGUCAAUAUUUUCAGGCUUGUGACAGAAUUUUAAGUGGAAUAUUUGAGGAACAAGACGUGAUCAUCUGUGGUCUGAGAGACGAGGAUCUUCUGACGGUAGAUGAGAGUAACAAAAAUAAUGUUUUUACUGUCAUUUCAACGUGCAGCUCAUAUUUCAACGCGCAGAUUGAAUGGGUGUUCCAACAGGCUGGAUACUGGGUCGCACACAUGUUGCAGCCGCAUUGCAAAACUGCCAGACUGUCGGAAAAUUUUGAGGAUGCAGAGUUCAAACAAGAGGUUCUACAGAAGGCCUCAACAUUUGUCCUCGAGUAUUUGAAAAUUCAGGGCCGCAAUUACGAGGUAGGGCAAGAUGUUAAUCAUAAAAGCACAAGAUCUAACUCUAAACGUGUCACUAAACCAGACACGAUGAAGAAGCGUUCCGGUCUGGAACUGGUAGGUGAAGAAGCUCUGGCCAAUUUGACAGAGCAAGAAAUGGGUCUUCAAUCGGAAUGGGCUAUUUACUUAGAUGAGCGAAUUGAGGAAAGUACUGACUUCACCAAAUAUUGGUUGCGAAACCAGAAGAAGUUCCCAGCGCUAACCAAAUUAGCACUUUCCUUGUACAACAGUAAGCUAUCCUCAGAUAAGGUGGAAACAUGGUUUAACGUUGGACAUUCAGCUUUGAAAGCCGCGGUUUCGCAAGCCAGCAUGAGUUUGAAACAGGCUUUGAUGAUAAGAAACCGCUUACUCUGCUUCGAGCCGAGCCACAAAUUGAACUACGUCGAAUUCGUGGCCGCUCAUCAGUGGGCUACGGACGAGAAUCUUGCACUGGGCGGUCCCGAGGGUAUUUCAGAUGGUAUUUCAGAUGGUGAAAUGUAA